Rosa rugosa (rugosa rose) is the source of this 1422-nucleotide messenger RNA. RefSeq lists its product as uncharacterized. Lineage: Eukaryota; Viridiplantae; Streptophyta; Magnoliopsida; Rosales; Rosaceae. Gene Ontology annotation, molecular function: phosphoprotein phosphatase activity. Bases 183 to 1091 code for a protein of 302 amino acids. The transcript has 6 exons. The record is from RefSeq and is a predicted model, not a curated record.
CCCCUAGACUUCGUCGAAGGCCACCAUCGGCAAGAAAACAAGGUAACAAAGAGAAGAAACAGAAAACGAGAGCUUUUGAUUGGUGUGGCUUUUAUGACCUUUCUAAUAACGAACCUGAAUCCAAACCCAAACCCAAACCCCCCGAUCAAUCACUUGUUCUUUCUUCUUCAGGACGAGUCAUAAUGGCCGAGUUGACUCAGAACGAGGUGGCUUACUCGCCCCCCAAGACUAUGCAAGUGUGGAAGGCUUUGCUGAAUUGGCUGGGUUUCUUCUUCCAGAUCUUCGUUCAAAUCGUCAGCUCUCUCGGCCACCAUCCCUUACUCUCUUCUUCUUCUUCAUCCUCUUCUUCCGACGCUUCCUUCAAAUCCUUGCCGGCUGUCGAGUUGCAGGAGCACGACUCUUCCGCCGCCGUAUCCGCCGUUGAAAUCGAUACUCCCGAUUCUGACUCCGACGAUCCUCCCCAGAAGCUAACGGUGGUUCUUGACCUGGAUGAGACGCUAAUAUGUGCAUAUGAGUCGGCGAGCUUGCCGGGGAUAGUUCGGACGCAAGCGACAGAAGGUGGGUUGAAGUGGUUUGAGCUCGAGUGUAUUUCUUCGGACAAGGAAUGUGAUGGGAAACCGAAGGUGAAUUAUGUUACGGUUUUUGAGCGUCCGGGGCUGCAUGAGUUCUUGAAACAAGUUCAUGGGUUUGCCGAUCUUGUGUUGUUUACUGCUGGACUUGAAGGUUAUGCCAGACCACUUGUUGACAGAAUAGACGUAGAGAACCUGUUCAGUUUUAGGCUUUAUCGGCCUUCAACAACCAGCACGGAAUACCGUGAGCAUGUCAAGGAUCUCUCUGGCCUAUCAAAGGAUAUGGGCCGAAUUGUUAUUGUUGACAACAACCCUUUCAGUUUCAUGUUGCAACCUUUGAAUGGAAUUCCGUGCAUUCCAUUUUCUGCUGGGCAAAUACAUGACACACAGCUUUUGGAUGUUCUUCUUCCACUGCUCAAGCACCUAUCGCUACAGAAAGACGUGAGACCUGCGCUUUAUGAGAGGUUUCACAUGCCCGAAUGGUUUCAAAAGCAGGGAAUCCCUUCAACUAGUUGGAAAUAGUAGGAUUGGCAGAUCAAGCUUGCAAUUCUCAGCAGUUAGUUUGUUCAAGGCAGUGUCAUCAUCGACUCCCACAAUUCUUCUGUACAGCAUCACUGUGCACACUGCAAAUUUGUUGAUACAAGGGUGUACUUUCACUAGAGGUCUAAGUGUUGCAUCUCACUGUCGUAUACGGAAGCCAUUAUUUAUUAUGUAGAUCUGUUUAAACCCUGAUUCUUGUGUAACUUUGUUUAUAUGGUUGCUGUUAGUUCUCUUGGAUGCCUUAGCAUUUUGUUAGAAUUUUGUGAAAUUGUUGCCAAUAAUGAUGAGUAGUUUACACAUCCCUCCUCAUCAA